UUUAUUUAUUUAUUUUUAUACUUAUUUCUGGAUUGUAUUAUUUUUAUAUUAUUUUUGAUUGUUCUCUUUAACUUUUUGUUCUCUGCUUUAUUAUUAUUAUUAUUCUUUUUAUUUUUUACAACCUAAUGGACUUCAAUUUCAAUUUCAAUCCGCCAGACCCUAAUCUUCCCGACCAGUACAUUGCGCAUGCCAGCGACUUGCUGACACAAAUUGUAUUUUCGACCCUGCUCGGCGGCACGGCGUUCGUCGCCUUUUGCCUGCUGCGCUCCCGUUGGCCCGACGUCUAUGCCCCGCGUGCAAGGCUGCUGUUUGCGGCGCCAGCGCGGAUAGGCAAGUCGCUGCUCGGGUGGAUCUCCAUGACGCUGGACGCCAAGGACUACGACAUCAUGUACAGCGUCGGCCUCGACGCACUGCUCGUCCUGCGGCUGUUCAAGAUGCUCGGCGCGCUGUCAGCUACAGCAUCGCUGAUAGGUCUGUUGGUCCUAGUUCCGCUCAAAGUGAUCUUGGAUCCUCAGCAGCAGCCCAAGGACGGCAGUGGCAGUGAUUCAGGAAGGUCGCUUUACGAGUCCAUCACGACGGCGGCUAUGGGCUCCGAGCGGCCGCUCAUAGUGCACUUUGCAUUCGCCUACGUAUUCACAGCCCUUGUGUACUAUUACUUUUCGCGGUUCGCGUACCAGGCCAUAUCGCUGCGGUGGCAUUACUUGCUACGAGUGCGCAACACGCGGCCGGCAAAGUCCGUCAUGGUCACGGGCAUCCCGACAGAACUCGCGGCCGAGCACGAGCUCAAAGAUCAUUUUGAGCGCAGCGGCUGCGGCCAGGUCGUAUCCGUCGAGAUAGUGCCGCGCAUCGAGCGGCUGGGCGAGAUUGUGCGCCGCCGGGCCGGGCUCCUGCAGCUGAUCGAGGAGAAAAUCACGUUGAUUCUGGGGAAUCCUUGCACGGCCAUUGGCUACGACCGCGACCGGCUGCAGGACCUGCUCAACGCGCAUCACACGGAUGAUCACUACGCCGAGGCAUGGCAGCUUCUGCGCCAAUGGUCGAUGCCGCGCUACAGGCCGCCAAAGGGCGCUCGCAAGCUAGACGCGCUCGUCAUGGAGCUCGAGUAUCUGCUGCGGCGCUUCCACCACGCCGACGGCGUCAUCGGGCAGGUACGCCGCGAGUGGUUUGCCUCGUACGAUGGCAGGCGCGAUCGCAGCUCGACAGUCGGCUUUGUCACUUUCGCCAACGCCUCUUCGGCGCACCUUGCGGCGCAGUCAUUCACGUACGCCCAGCCGUUCAAGCUGCGCACCGAGCUGGCGCCCGAGGCGCGCGAUGUGUUCUGGGAGAACGUUGCGCUGCCGCUCAUCGACGCGCUGAAGGAGUACUUCCCGAGACUGCCCGAGUUUGUAGACAAGAACAAGUGGCUCAAGGGCUUGUUCAGGUUCACAACGCCGACGUUCAUGCUGUCGCUGAUGAACGCCUGCGUGCCGUUUUUCCUGAGCUGGAUCGCGCGGGUGUCGGGCAUCCAGAGCCGGUCGGGCAUUCAAAAAUCUGUGCUCAAGCGGUACUUUCUCUUUCUCAUUGUCAACGUCCUCCUGAUAUUCACUGUCUCGCGGACCAUCCUGACGGACUACGACAAGUGGAUUGAGAACCCGGCGCGCAUCCCCAAGCUCUUUGCCACCAGCCUGCCGACCGCCGCGCCGUUCUUUAUGGACUACAUUAUUCUGUACGGCCUCGGCUACUACCCAAUCCAGCUGCUGCAGCUGGGCUCGAUUUCGCUAGCUGUCUUCCGCCGCAUGGUGUGCCGCACGCCGCGGCAGUUCGCCGACGCCCUGCGGCCCAACUACAUCGACUGGUCGUUUAUUCUGCCGCAGCCCAUGCUUGUAUUCGUCAUUAUGGCCACGUACUCGUCCCUGGCGCCGUUUAUCUUUGUCCUGGCCUUCCUGUACUACGGCAUCGCCUACGUGGUGACCAAAUACCUGGUGUACUACGUGUAUGCGAGGCAGUUUGAGACCGCCGGCGAGUUCAUCAUCCCGGUGCUCAAGUUGCUGACAGGCAGCCUGUGGCAUUAUUACUGCUUGAUUAUCGGACUGUGCGCACUGAAGGGCGCUGUCGGGUACAUGCUGAUGCUCUUCCCGUUGCUCUGGAUUAACAGGUACUUGCUGUCUGACGUGUCGCGUCAGUUCUAUGAGAACGCCAAGUUCUUGCCGCUGGAUCUCUGGAGUGUACAGGGCACAAAGUGCAAUGGCUACCCCGCUGCCGCCACUGCCACCGCCGCCACGCUUGAGGAGGAGGAGGAGGAGGAAGGUGGUUUCCUCGAGUCGCAAGACACCAAUGUGCAUGAGAGCCAUGCAACAUCCACAGACUACUUGCUUCCGCGCGCCCACGUGCCUUCGCCCUUUGGCCAGCUUCUGGAUGCCAUUGACUCGGAGUCGCGCGGAUCCGCCACCCGGCUCUGGGAGUACCUCCAUACGCGACUGCAGCGGCUCUGGACAGUGGUUUUCAGCAAAAUAUACAUUGACCCACAAGCCGCGCCCGAAAUAUUCCGCGACCUCGACCGCUCCUACAGCAUAAACAUCCCCAUGUCCUUGGAAUCUGAACCCCUAUCCGGCACUCUAUCUCGUGCGAGAUCAUUUACUGCAAUAUUGCCCUCGCUUCAUCCGAGGUUUAGCACGACGUUUGAGGACAAUGGUGGUGAUUUUUUGCGCAAUAUGCGUGCCGAGUUGAUGCUUGUUUACGGAUUUGAACAGUCGCCGAUUUCACUGCUUGACGGCGUGCUUGACCAGGGGUUGGCUGUUUACGAGCAUCCCUAUCUUAUUGGGCAUUUGCCCACCCUGUGGCUGCCGAUGAAGAGGCAGGAGAAUAUUUUGAAUGAGUGAGCUUCCACCAAUACAUUGUCGAGCUUUCUGUUACUGUACAUUGAAAUUGUUCCGUUCCGUUCUGUUCUGUUUAUUAUGUUUUUUAUUUUAUAUUUUUUGCACUAAUAAAAUUUAUUUAUCCUGCGUGGUUGAAUUCAAAUUUAUAUUCA
This is a messenger RNA of Kickxella alabastrina, 3004 nucleotides long. RefSeq lists its product as uncharacterized. Lineage: Eukaryota; Fungi; Kickxellomycota; Kickxellomycetes; Kickxellales; Kickxellaceae. Gene Ontology annotation, molecular function: calcium-activated cation channel activity. The transcript has 4 exons. The coding region runs from base 126 to 2855 and encodes 909 amino acids. Gene Ontology annotation, cellular component: plasma membrane. The record is from RefSeq and is a predicted model, not a curated record.